UUAUGAGUACAAAAUUUAAGAAAUGAAAUUAAUAAUUGUAGAAAAAGAAAAAGACGAAAACAAUAAACUUUUUUCUUCCUUGUUUCGUACGCUACCACACCAUAAUACAUCUUCAACGUAGUAACCAUUUUUUUUUUUUUUUUUGGAUUCGGCCAUGACAUAAAUGGUGGUACACUUUCACGCGUUCAAACCUAACAGAAACGUAAUCGCAACGUUCUUCUCCCAAAACGCACGUUAUAAAGAAGUCCUUUCUCUCUUCUUUUUGUUUUUGAUCUUGUUGUUCUUCUUCUUGGAUUUGCAAUCUGUGGUGUGAAAUCUGGUUUCGAAUUAGGUGAAGUGGAAUCGAAGAGUGUUUCAAUGUCGGAAGGGUUCGCGAUCGAAUUGUACUUCGAUCCGGCGUUGGAGAAUCAAAUGCUGAAGGCGUGGAACGUUCUCGCGCGCCGACAAAUCACCACUCACCUCAUCGAGAUGAAGUCGCGCCCUCACAUAACGCUCUUCUCCGCCCCCUUUCUAGAACCUUCCAAGCUCGAAUCGCUUCUCAGAACCUUCGCAUCCAAGCACGAUCCUCUUUUUCUCUCCUUCUCCUCCGUCGGCACCUUCCCCAACGACGCCGACAACCUUCUCUUCCUGGCGCCCACGCCCUCCCUCUCCCUCCUCCAAUUCCAGUCCCACCUCUGCGACGCCAUCAGAAAAGAAGGUAUUGAGAUCUCCGACGACUUCGCCUUCGAUUCCUGGAUACCUUACUGCUCGGUCGCACACCACGUCCCCAAAAACAGAAUGCCCGAGGCUUUCUCUCUCUUGCGGGAACUCAAGCUUCCGGUUUCCGGUUACGCUACGGACAUCGCGCUCGUGAAGUUCUCUCCGGUUAGCGAACUCUUUUCCUCUGUGCUCAGCAACAAUGUAGAUUCCUGAACUCUUUUCUUUAAACAUUAGUUUGUAGUUUGUGGCUGAAACGAAACGAGUUUCUCCAUUUAACUAGAAUAAACUGAUACUUUACUUGUAGAAUUUUUCUCAUAUAAUUUUUUUUCUAAAUUUUUUAGCUGAUUUUGUUAUUUUUCUCUAAUCUAAUCGAAACUCUUAUGCUAAAACUUGUCUAAACGUGUUCUUAGCUUAAUUUUAUAGGUUUAACUUAGCUUA
This is a messenger RNA of Vigna radiata var. radiata (mung bean), 1137 nucleotides long. RefSeq lists its product as uncharacterized. The transcript has a single exon. The coding region runs from base 358 to 912 and encodes 184 amino acids. The record is from RefSeq and is a predicted model, not a curated record. NCBI's taxonomy places the organism in Eukaryota, Viridiplantae, Streptophyta, Magnoliopsida, Fabales, Fabaceae.